Labeo rohita (rohu) is the source of this 2480-nucleotide messenger RNA. It is a transcript of the gene gmcl1, whose product is annotated as germ cell-less, spermatogenesis associated. Gene Ontology annotation, molecular function: protein binding. Lineage: Eukaryota; Metazoa; Chordata; Actinopteri; Cypriniformes; Cyprinidae. Gene Ontology annotation, biological process: germ cell development. The record is from RefSeq and is a predicted model, not a curated record. The transcript has 15 exons. The coding region runs from base 250 to 1761 and encodes 503 amino acids.
GCGAUCAUCACAAACAACCGUGACGUGGAGGAGAGACACAUACCUUCUGUUUGUUAUUUACCAGUCUGCUUUUGUUUCAAGCUGCGGAUUGGUUUAUUAUACAUUUUACAGCCCAUUUCGAUGAACGGCCAUUAACAGCUAAUACAUGCGUUCGUUAUACGCCAAAUGAUGCAUUUGCACAGCGGUUGAUGAGCAGAUUCCAGGGUGUGUCCAGUAUUUUGAGAGGCAGAAGCGUGUGGGUGAAUAAUUAUGGGUUCGCUCGGGAGCCGCUUUCAGUCGUCACCCCGGGGCCCAGAGGAGGCUGUGGAGAGGCAGUGCACUGCAAACAGACACAGCUGUGAGUGCAGGAAGAGGAAGCGUAGUUCACACUGUGAGUGUGACAGCGAACCUGAGGAAGAGGACAGUCAGUUGGACACGCCACGCAGGAAAAAGUUGAAAAGCACCUCUAAGUACAUCUACCAGACACUAUUUCUAAAUGGGGAGAACAGUGACAUCCAGAUCCGUGCCCUGGGGCAGGAGUGGAACCUGCAUAAAAUAUACCUGUGUCAGUCUGGCUAUUUCUCCAGCAUGUUCAGUGGAUCCUGGAAGGAGUCUAACAUGAUGGUUAUUGAGCUUGAGAUUCCAGACCAGAAUAUUGACACUGAGGCCCUGCAAGUGGUUUUUGGAUCACUCUACAGGGAUGACGUGUUGAUCAAACCAAGUCGGGUUGUUAAUAUUCUCGCUGCUGCUUGUAUGCUUCAGUUGGAUGGACUGAUCCAGCAGUGUGGAGAGACCAUGAAGGAGAAUGUGAAUGUGAAGACCGUGUGCAGCUAUUAUAACUCGGCCACUAUGUACGGCUUGGAUUCCGUCAUGAAGAAGUGUUUAGAGUGGCUCCUCAAUAACCUCAUGACGCAUCAAAACGUGGACCUCAUGAAGGAGCUCGGGGCAGAAAUUAUGGAACAACUCAUUCAAUCCUCUGAUCUGUUCGUAAUGCAAGUGGAAAUGGACGUCUACACGGCACUGAAAAAGUGGAUGUUCUUGCAGCUUAAUCCAUCUUGGGACGGCCCUAUCAAACAACUACUGCUCGAUGCAGACGCCUGGCUGUGUAAAAGAAGAAGUGAGGCUGGAGAAGAGGAGCCGUUUCUAAACACAGACGACGGGAUGCCCUUCGUCCCCGUUUUCAGACACAUCCGCCUGCAGUACAUUAUCAAUGACCUUGCCUCUGCCCGCAUGCUCGAACGGGACAACAUCCUACCUCCUGAGUGGCUGAGCGCCGUGUACAAACAGCAGUGGUUUGCAAUGCUGAGAACAGAACAUGAUAACGAUAACGGACCACAAGAGGCCAAUAAAGAGGAGUUUGAGUUAAACAGCAUGCGCUGUGGCCGGAAACUGACCAAAGAUGGAGACUACUGUUGGCGAUGGACUGGGUUCAAUUAUGGCUUUGAUCUGCUGGUGACCUAUACAAAUCGUUUCAUCAUUUUUAAGAGAAACACCCUCAGUCAGCCAUGUGGAGGCGCUGUCAGUUUACAACCACGACGCCACCUAGCGUACCGAUUGCGCCUUGCUUCAUUUGAUAACAGUGGAAAAGUGGUUUGCAGCCGGUCAACUGGCUACCAGCUUGUUACCCUUGAAAAGGACCAGGAAUACGUGGUGAUGAAUCUGGACAGCCGGCUUUUGUCUUUUCCUCUUUAUGUGUGCUGUAACUUCCUCUACACUUCCCCGUCCAGUGAGAAGAGAGGUGACACACCAGAGCCGGAAAACAGCGCCCGCAGUGUGUCGUGACCCCACACAGCAUAAAACCUCCAUCAGUCACCAGCCCAGCCUUCUUAUGAUGAUUUACAGUUAAAGGGAUGGUUCACUCGAAAAUGAAAAUUCUGUCAUUAAUUACUCACCCUCGUGUCAUUCCAAACCUGUAAAUAACACGAAUAAAGAUAUCUUUGACAAAAUCUGAGGGCUUUCUGACCCUGUACAGACAACAAGAGUUCUACCAUGUUCAAGGCCCAGAAAGGUAGUAAGGACCAAUAAAUAGUCUAUAGACUUCAGUGGUUCAACCUUAAUGUUAUGAAGCUAUGAGAAUACUUUUUGUUUGCAAAGAAAACAAAAAUAAUCACUUUAUUAAACAAUUCUCUGCAGGGACAGAACGCUCUCACAUUUCAUCAAAAAUGUCUUAUUUUGUGUUACGAAGUUGAACAAAGGUCUUACAGGUUUGGAAUGACAUGAGGGUGAGUAAUUAAUGACCAAAUUUUUAUUUUUAGGUGAACUAUCCCUUUAAUGAGCUUCAUGUAUAUCAUUUCAGUCAUUUUAUUUGUAUGCUUAAUGUGUAAAUAGUCAGGUGCCUUUUAAAUAAUUUGCUAUGUAUCAGCAACACAGCUAAGAGCAAGUGCUCUUGGUCAUGAACUUUUUGAUUCUGUUUGUAUUUGUUUGGAAGUUGUCUUAUAUUUAAACUUGUUAGGCUGGUUAUUAAUUUGUCAGUCAUUCCCUUUUUUUUUUUUUUUUUUUUU